Sabethes cyaneus is the source of this 1277-nucleotide messenger RNA. Its product is annotated as nitric oxide synthase-interacting protein homolog. NCBI's taxonomy places the organism in Eukaryota, Metazoa, Arthropoda, Insecta, Diptera, Culicidae. Bases 54 to 935 code for a protein of 293 amino acids. Gene Ontology annotation, cellular component: nucleus. The transcript is spliced from 5 exons. The record is from RefSeq and is a predicted model, not a curated record. Gene Ontology annotation, molecular function: ubiquitin protein ligase activity.
CAGAAACAGAAUUGCAUAUAAAAAGUUGUUGUUACAAUUCCUUCCUCAUAAAAAUGACUCGCCAUGCACGUAAUUGUACAGCAGGAGCGGUGUAUACUUAUCACGAAAAGAAAAAGGAUGCCGCCUCUUCCGGAUUUGGAACGUCCUCUCGACGUCUUGGAAAAGAUUCGGUGAAAAAUUUUGACUGUUGUUCACUCACUUUGCAGCCUUGUCACUAUCCAGUGAUAACAAAGGAAGGAUACCUAUUUGAUAAAGAAGCUAUUUUGACGUACAUUAUCACAAAGAAAAAGGAACACGAACGGAAACUGAAGGAAUAUGAACGCCAGAUUAAGCAGGAUGAGGAGGAGCAAGCCGAUAGAGCAAAUGCCGAAUCAAAGAAGCAGUUAGAUAAGUUUAUGUCGUUAGAAAAAAAUAUUGUCAGCAGCAAAACGGCAUCUACAGCUGAAGAGAUCCCUAGUACGAGUGGUGCUAUUUCGAAUGUAUCGCUUGGUAAACGGAAAGAAUUGCCAAGCUUUUGGGUUCCAUCGCAAACACCCUCAGCAAAGGUUGCUCGAAUCGAGAAACCAGAUAGCAAAGUAUACUGUCCUGUUUCCGGGAAACCACUGAAAACAAAAGAUUUGAUCCAAGUGAAGUUCACUUUGGUUAAAGAUGCAUCCGAUAAGAAGUCAUUGAUAGCGAAGGAGAAUCGUUAUAUGUGUGCUGUAACUCAUGACAUUUUGAACAAUUCUGUUCCGUGCGCAGUGUUGAAAACAACAGGAGAUGUCGUCACUAUGGAAUGCGUGGAGAAAAUUAUCAAGAAAGAUAUGAUUCAUCCUUUAACCAACGAAAAGCUUUCUGAAUCUGACAUAAUUCCGCUGCAGAGAGGAGGAACUGGAUUUUCAACAACUAACGAUAACCUCCAAGGAAAGGAAGAACGACCAGCUUUGCAAUGCUAAAUGCGUUUGUUUCUGUCUCAAACGUCUCAAAUGAAAAUGGAAAUUACUGUAAAUUAAGUAAAUCAUAAAUAAAUUUAUUUGGCUUGAAUGUGUGUUAAAGAUGAAAAAUAUGAAUCUUGGUUAGCUUUACAAAGCUGCUGCAGUAAAAAAUGCUUGUGGUCUUCACGUUCACUGGAAAUUUAACCGCUGUAUUUUCGCAACGUUGAUAUAAGGUAAGUCGACGCGAAAACUAACGUGACGUUCAACCUAAAGGAUCAUGAAUUUGAUAAUCGGGAUUAUUGCUAAUAAAUAGGUCCAGGUGACUCCGCUCACUAGGGUAGAUACGCUUAACAAGUUGUCGUU